AUGCAUGCUUUCCGGCUUGUUCAAGAAGGCGCUCCAAAAACAGCAGUAACUACGCUGCCGAUUGUCCAAAGGGCGUAUCCAGUUUAUAUUUUGGGUGCUAACUCUGGGAAGAGCGGCCCGCUUGGAGUUAGGCGGUGGGCCGCCAACCUGGACCAAUUGUCCGCACAAACGUUGCAGCGCCAGCAUCUGCAUAGACAUCAGAGGCAGUGCUUUCAGCAGCGACCGCCCCACGUAUUGGUUCAUAUCAAGUGCUUUCACAGAAGCGCGGACGACAGUUGUGUAGAGGUCUCAGCCGAACCAGCAAGGAACCCAAAAGAUCUUGUGAACUCAGGGGCUCUCCCUUCGCCAUGCCAAAGUCCCGUUCGCCGCAGCGAAUAUAAUGUUGACAAGCCUGUGUACGCGGAACGUGCCAGCAGCGACACAGGCAGCACUGCACAUGCAAGUAACCCCAGUCCUGCAGGUUCAUUGAAAACCUCACCUGUGGAGGCCAUGAGGGAGACGCCUCAGACGGUUGGAAGGCGCAGACGAUGCAUUAGGGUAGCUUGUAAUGCAGGAGAAGCUAGCAGCAGCAGCGACCCGCUUGCCGAUGUAAGGACAGGGGGUGUAGGACAGGGAGGGGAAAGGGGAGUAGGACAGGUGCGAGCGGGCAAUACAAUUGUGGGCCGCCGUCGCGGCCGAGCUGUACGCAUCUGUUUAAAGGCUGCUGCAGCAUGGCUUGGGGCUGUUCUGCCGCAAGUAUCCUCGGCAGAUGCAUCCAGGAAUUCCACUGUUGCUGCUGCUGCUAUGCUGGCACGCGGGGGACGAAUGGGCCGUUCUGCCCUCCCCUACGGUGCGGCAUCCGCUUCUGGUGCAGCGCAGCAAGGAUCAGGAUCAUGGCAUGGGUCAUACACCUCUUCUCAAACGGAAAAGCCUGAGCCCUCCCAGCCAGUUGGGGCGGAAGCCGCAGAUGGGGUAGCACCCGGAGAUAAAGUAUCAGCGACACAACCAGCAGCAGUUCCAGAUAUAGAGGCAGUGAACACACGUCAGUGUGCAGUAGAUAAUCCCCUUAUUGGUCGACGUAAACGGCAAAGGAGCUCUCUCGGUCCCUUGGGACAUCCCGGGGCGCCGGAUGUUACAUCGGGAGGUGCAAUGGAUUUCCAGUUCCCCAUCCUCUUCAACAAGGCUAUUAAGCGGCUGUUGAAGCCCCUGUUCCGCCGAACCUGGCAGCCUCGGCGCCAGACUUGUGGCCGCACAACUUCCACUUCUACACCAUCACCGGCAGCUGUUGCUGCAGCGGGGGGCGCGCGCAACAUUCAGAGGCUCCGGCUUCCCCCUCGUGUUUUGCUCCGGUCCUGGAGGCCUCUCAGCAAGGCACAGUCGGUAGGGGGGCAGCGGCAAGUCAUGCAUGGCCGGCAACAACAACCACAAACCCUGCAGCGGCAUUUGCUCCAAGAAAGCUCAAUCGUUGGAGAACAGAAGCGAGUGGCCGUAGCCACGCAACAGCUCAAGCAGCAGAAUGAGCAACAACAACAACAACAACAACAGCAGAAAGAGGACAAGCACGGCGCCUCUCCAGUAGCACAGUUAACAGCAACACAGGGGCGGGGAAAUGUGUUGGUGAGCAGGGCCACGUAUGAAGGGGCAGUACCAGUAGAUUUUGCUGCGAACGAGACUGCUGCUAGAGCCGGUUCAAGCACCCGAGAGGGACUCGAGGGCAGUGAUGGGAGGCAAGACUGGGAUGGGCCAAGGGACGCUUUGCCCAAUAGCGCGGAUGCAUUUGCGUCGGCCGUCUCACAGGAGCACAAGGAUGAGGAAAAGCAGCUGCUGAAGCACCCGAAAGAAGAGCAGUUCCAUGGAGAGACUAUGGCCAGGCCUCCUGCUGCGGAGACGCAAGCGCCCUUAAAGAAGUCGGUGGGGAGGGGGGCCUCACGCGCAGGUUCUAUGCGCCGACCCCGUCCAGUCUGCUUCGUGCAGCAGCGGGUUGGUGCACUUUACGGACAGUUGCGUUCUCUCCUUGCUCCGUAUUGCUCCACCGUCUCCGAAUGGACGUAUAGCAAUGGGAACGUGGUGGUGACAGUUGGGUCCUUGCUUUCUCUCACGGCUACCCUGAUGGCAGACAUGCGGCUUCUUCGGGUGUUUAAUCUGCUCGCAGGAUUUUGCUACUUUUCGUAUAAUUGGUCUCGACGACCCCGCCUCACAGAUGCAGCUUUGUGGAAUGUGGUGUUUUUGGUGCUGAACACGGUGAUGCUGUGGCGUGUCCAUACGGAGCACCGGGAGGUUUCUUUUAGCUCAGAUGAACUAGACAUAUUUCAGAGAUACUUCCUGCCUGCGGGGAUGAGCCCGAGGCAGUUCCGUCGUUUGCUGCGGCAAGGCAGUUGGAGGACCUUUCCUCAAGGUUAUGUUCUGCAGCAGGAAGACAGCAACUGCGAAACGUUGUGCUUUGUGGCGCGAGGAGCUGUCGAGAUAUCUCAAGGUGGAGAAAUAGUGGACACAUACAGAGGAGGCGAGACAGGAGCAGUCCUGGGUGUAGAACCAUUUCUUUCAUAUGUUGCUGACUUGAGGAGAAUGUCGGCGAAGCGUGUCAAGCACACAGCAGCAGGUUCUCCUGAGACACUGGCUAGCCAUGCGGACGAACCCCCGGAAGGUCUUCAGCGCCAUCAGCAGACAGAGCCGGCCUUCACGGCUAGGAACAAAUUUGAACAAGCAGCCUGUCCAAACCACAAGGAACCGCAGAGCGGCACAAAUAAAGGCGCAGAAAGAACUAAUAACCCUCAGAUGAUGGAGAAUACUGAUGGGGGAACAGCAUCAAGAGCAGCAGCAGUGACGGUAGCAGGUCAUGAUGCCGAUACCAGUCGCCAACAAAAGCAGCUACCCCGACAGAGUCUUUCACAAAAUUCACAGUCACCUUUGGACUUUCCACAACCAGGAAGAGCUACAAAGGCGCCUUCAGUUGCUACUGCUGGGUCUAAGGCAACUCCGGAUGCAGGAGGAGAAACCCAAGCGGGCAGCAGCAUCGUUGCUGCAGCUGCAGAGGCGGCAGCAACCGCGGCUGCAGCGGUGCGCACAGCUGCAGCGACGGCUCUUUUGACAGAACCAACGCACACACCUGACACGCAGCUGCCAGCGCGGGCUCCCUCAAAGGCGUCCACAGCCACCUCUCUUGUUCAUGGUGGGGUUUCCUCAGCUGCAGAAGGCGCACGGCACGUCGCCGAGGCAGCAGCAGCAGCUGCUGCAGCCGCAGUGGCAGCAGCAGCCGAUGCAGCUAGCUUGACUGAAACGUCACAAAACAGGAGAGGAAGCACAGAAAGAGGGCUUCAACGGCAACAGCCGGCACGCGAGCGCAGCCCGUCUUCAAAAGGAGAAUCAGACGACGCGGAUGGCCACAGAGGGGAGGGAGCUCUGAAGGCGCCUGCCACGGCUACGUGCAUGACAGAAACCACCGUCUUUUGCCUGGAUUUGAAAGAGUUGGCCGCCUUCGUGCUACGGGAACCCGGAAAUCUGGGGUUCCCUGUCGUUCAAGGGCUGACGUCCUUGUUGGUUGACCGCUCACGGGCCCAAGCAGCACGACUUGCCAUUCUUAGCUAUGACGCAUUCUUAGCCGGGGUAUUCGCUGACGGGGUCGUGCAGACCGGCGAACGGAAAAUGCUGGAGGAGUUUCGCAGGAAACGUGCCAUCAGUCAAGCGCAGCAUGAACAGGCCCUUGCCCGUCUGGGUUGGACGCCUGAAGAGUUCGAGAGAGGGUCUCAAGCGAGCACUGGCGUGUUGUCCCGCAUGGCAUUUGGACUGGGCUCCUUCUUGAGGGGCUCUCCAGGAUCUCAUGGAGCUGAUGAAUGCAGCGUGCAGCAGCCGCAUCAAGCAAACACCUCCGACAGGCCCAUUAAGGAUGGAGAUGCAUCUCAUCGCGUUCUGCCUCCUCCGUUUGAAGACUGGGAACUCGUUGAAGACGAACGGGCUGUCCCCCCGCAGCCGGCACCGGGGGGCAGACGAUCUGCGACAGGUGUAACUAGCACCGUAGAGGCCCAUUCCGGCAAGGAAUGUUUCGGAGACGCUGUUUCCUAUGCACUCGAAGCAGAAACAAUAUCAUUUCAUUAG
Eimeria maxima is the source of this 4071-nucleotide messenger RNA. RefSeq lists its product as hypothetical. Gene Ontology annotation, cellular component: membrane; nuclear pore. The record is from RefSeq and is a predicted model, not a curated record. Gene Ontology annotation, biological process: mRNA export from nucleus. Bases 1 to 4071 code for a protein of 1356 amino acids. The transcript has a single exon. NCBI's taxonomy places the organism in Eukaryota, Apicomplexa, Conoidasida, Eucoccidiorida, Eimeriidae. Gene Ontology annotation, molecular function: structural constituent of nuclear pore.